Messenger RNA from Raphanus sativus (radish), 1363 nucleotides. RefSeq names its product transcription factor TCP20. Gene Ontology annotation, cellular component: nucleus. Bases 257 to 1216 code for a protein of 319 amino acids. The record is from RefSeq and is a predicted model, not a curated record. NCBI's taxonomy places the organism in Eukaryota, Viridiplantae, Streptophyta, Magnoliopsida, Brassicales, Brassicaceae. Gene Ontology annotation, molecular function: sequence-specific DNA binding; DNA-binding transcription factor activity. The transcript has a single exon.
AAGAUGAUAACUUUUCCUUUUAUUCUCCUCCAUUCUGCAUCGGGAUCUUACGGGGUCUCAUUGGAUUUAUAAAAAAAAAACUUUCAAUUAAAAAAAAAAAAGAAACACAGUAAAAAUAUUAUCAAAGUCGAUACCUUUUUCUCAUCGAAGUCACACACCACAAAUUCUCCACAAACCCUUUUUAAUUGAAUCCGAGAGAAGAAGAAGAAGGAGGUAGUCUGGACCCUCUAAAGUCCCCACACAGUUCUCUUUUGAUAUGGAUCCCAAGAACCCAAAUCGUCACCAAGUACCAAACUUCUUGAACCCACCACCAAGAAGCUUAGGAGAUGCUUCCAAGGACGACGACAAUCAUCAUCAUCAUUCCAAACCAGCCGAGGUUAAGGAUUUUCAGAUCGUGGUCGCUUCCGACAGCAACAGCAGUAAGAAGCAGCAGCAGCUUGGUCCUAAGAGAAGCUCUAACAAAGACAGACACAUCAAAGUGGAAGGCAGGGGUCGGAGGAUCAGGAUGCCUGCGCUCUGCGCCGCUAGGAUCUUCCAAUUGACUAGAGAAUUGGGUCACAAAUCCGACGGCGAGACGAUCCAGUGGCUGCUUCAACAGGCUGAGCCGUCGAUUAUCGCAGCCACCGGUUCGGGAACCAUACCGGCCUCUGCUUUGGCCUCAGCCGCUGCUGCUGCUGUCUCUAACCACCACCACCAUCAUCAUCUUCAAGGUGGGUCUCUCACUGCUGGUUUGAUGAUCAGUCAUGAGUUAGUAGACUCUGGUGGUGGGUCUAGUAGUGGUAGGCCAAAUUGGGGAGAUGGAGGAGGUUCUAGGUCAAGUUUACCAACGGGGUUGUGGCCAAAUGUAGCUGGGUUUGGAGCUGGUGUGCAGACCACAGGGCUGGUGAGUGAUGGAGCUGGUUACAGAAUUGGGUUUCCUGCUUUUGAUUAUCCUGCAGGAGCUAUGAGUUUUGCAUCCAUUCUUGGUGGUGGUGGUAAUAACAAUCAGAUGCCUGGGCUUGAGCUAGGGUUGGCUCAGGAAGGGAAUGUUGGUGUCUUGAAUCCACAGUCUUUUGCACAGAUGUAUCAGCAGCAGAUGGGUCAGGCUCAGGCUCAGGCUCAAGCUCAAGGUCAGGGUAGGGUUCUUCACCAUACUCUUCAGCAUAACCCAUCACAUGAAGAGCAUCAGCAAGAGAGUGGGGGUGAGAAAGAUGAUUCUCAAGGCUCAGGGCGUUAAAUUAUGUUUUUGUUUUUUGUUUUUAUAAAACAUUUGAUUUUCUCUUGUGGAUUUGAAAAGCUUUUUGGCUUUUUUUUUUUUGUUUUUGUUUGUGAUAAUAUUGUGUUGUAAACUAGCAUGGAGAAGAAAAGAAAAGGUUAAUACUGA